UUGAGUCUCUGGGCAUCAUGAUCUACAAAGCUCUGGAUUACGGGUUGAAGGAGAAUGAGGAGAGGGAGCUCAGCCCCCCUCUGGAGCAGCUCAUCGACCUCAUGACCAACAUGGCUGAGGCUGAGAGGGAGGCCUGUCCCGACGAAGGAUAUGAGGCCACAGAAGAAGAGGAUGAAGCAGAGGAUGACCCUGACAUCUCCAGUGUUCAUGGCUACGGAGAUAUCCUCAAGCUUUGCACAGCUCAUCUACCCAGUCUAUCAGACGCACCCAAUCACUACCAGGCAGUGUGUCGUGCUCUGUACACAGAAACCAGGGAGCUGCGCACUUUUCUGGAGAAGAUCAAGAGUGCCAAGGAGAACCUCCGUAAAAUGGAGCAUGAGUCAUCAGUGGAGCCUGGCCACGACCUGAAUGACCUACAGAAUGCUGACUGGGCAGUGAUUAAAGAGCUUCUCAGGAACCAUGUUGAGAUGGAUAGAACCACUGCCCUUGAUGAACCCUCCUUAUUUUGUGUGCACAGAGAGGCUCGAUUCUGGGUUCAGGUGAUGAGGGACCUGCGUGAUGGAGUCAAGCUGAAGAAGGUGCAGGAGCGGCAGUACAACCCUCUGCCCAUCGAGUACCAGCUCACUCCCUAUGAGAUGCUCAUGGACGACAUCAGGUCCAAACGAUACAAACUGCGCAAAGUCAUGGUAAAUGGAGACGUCCCGCCCAAGUUAAAGAAGAGCGCUCAUGAAGUCAUCCUGGAGUUCAUCAGAUCGAGACCACCUCUCAACCCCGUGUCAGCUCGUAAGCUGAAGCCACAGACUCAGCCUCCUCCAACACUGCAUGAGCGGAUCCUGGAGGAAAUCAAAGCAGAGAGGAAACUUCGACCUGUGUCACCUGGUGAGGUCCGCAGGGGAAGGCUGGUAAUUCGGCCACUUAGCAUGUCUUUCAGUUUUGAUGCGUCAGGUAAAGUCUACUUCCCUGCUUACCUGGCUUUUUAUCUCUUUCUGUUUCCCACCUUGUUGUGGCUGCUCAUCUGCUCUAUCAGAUCACACUGCACACACAUCAGACUUUUUGUAUCAGCCCACUGCACACACAUUUCAUGUCAUGCUUCAGUGGUUGGUGAUGGUUGGCUGUGGUCUGUGGAGGUGAAACAUGGUGAUGUGGGACACUGGUCAGUAGGAGGACACUGUUGAGAGCAAACAGAUGAGUGACGCAUUGACCGGCAGUACAAACACAGUUCUAUAGUCAGGGCACAGCAACCACCGAGGACACUGAGGUAAUGUCCUUUGAGUUUUUAUUAAGGAAUUUGGGGUAUUAGCAAAUUAAACAUAACAUUCGUUUGCAGCUUAAUAUAUAUUUCAAUUUGACUACUUUUAGCAUUUAGUUCAUCUUGGAAAAAUGUAAAUAUAAUUUAAUUGAACAAUAACAAAUAAAAAUAGUUUUGAAAACUGCAUGAAAGACUGCAGAGUAGCUUAGCUAAUUACCACACAUAUGUGUUUUGGAUGAUGAUCUUUAUCAUAUUUAUCAUCUCAGUAAGUACAACAAUAGGCUGGCUGCACACCAACAUUUGAUUGAGAGUUUGCGAAAACUACUACAAAGAAGUCGAGAUAAAUUGCUGAAAGUGAGGAUAAAUGAACUUAGGAACAACCGAAUGAAGGGACUUGGACUCAGUAUUUCUAAAACCCUGCAACCAUAGAAAUUAAUCAAUUACUCUUUGUUGAAAGUUACAUCCCUUCACAAACUGGCUGUAGUUCUAUUGUUUGCGUGACAUUAUCCAUUGUUUUAAAAUGUAAAUGCCAAAUGUAAUGCUAUAAAACAGUACCCAAUCUCAUGACAGUAUGAGAUGCAAUUAAAAACCACAGAAUUUUAUUUAUGCAGGAUUCAGGUCACAUUUACUUACAUGUCAUAUUUUUCCUCCCUUUUGAAUCUUCUUGCCUGGGAAAAAUAAAGAAGAAAAUGGUUGUUAUGAUGAUGACUGAUGAUGAGUAACAUGGCAUGUACACAACUCGCAGCCUGUGGUUUUUGACACGAGGGAAUCCUAACUUCCCAUUAGCAUCUGGCUGUCCUAAAGAGAAAGAUUAAACCUAGCUCUGGCUGAUUGGAACAGAUCAGAUCGCCUAACAGCGGAUUGGGAUAUUUUAAGGGCUUUACUGUUCUUGGUGCCCUCUAUGAUGAUACUGAAUUAAUGACCAGUGACGGUUUAAAUGAUGUAACAUUAUCCUGCUGAGUUUUAUUUAUUCUAUGUCAUUGUUUGUUCUUUUAUUUUUGUUUAAUACUUAUGAGUAGAGCCAAUGUGAAAUUCUGAAGAGUGAGUUGUGAAAUGACAUUAUUGUGGCACUUCAAAUCCUGGUCAGAACAGUACAGCUCAUACAGUCUGUUUUACCUACAGCUCCUGUCAAAUAAAAGCCCAGGAUUAUCUCACUCCUGAAAAAUGUCCCUGGUUGUUGCUGCUGAGCCCCCAGGUCACGCCAAGUGUCACCUUUGCUAAGUAAAUCAUCUGUCAAAUAUACUGCUGUUAUGUGAAUCUUAAGUAGAAGUGUGUGCAGCCACCCAUCUAAUCAAGGAAUGAGAAGGAGCAGCCAAAAGAGUUACCACCACCUCUGUGUCUUCAAAAAUCAACUCCAUACACAAGAGUCUUUCAUGUGCCACGAUGACUUUGCAGAAUUUAAUCAGGGAACAGAUGGAUCAGUGUGCAGCCUCAUGCUCCAGCACUGGACAGGAUAUACGUUCUCCCAGUAGUGGUAUGUGUUUAGCAUUAAAUGCAUAUGACCAGCUUUAUGCUAUAUACAGUUUUGAUUGAGGUGAUAAGAUAAUACUGCUGAGGCAGGCAAAUCAGAAUAAUGCUGCGCUCCACUUUCCCUCUCUUGAAACCAGUGUCUCUCAUCACACAACAAGCUUUAUCACCUCACGCUUACUCAUUCAUGCUGUCCGAUAAUCUGUGUGCGUCU
Messenger RNA from Micropterus salmoides (largemouth bass), 2930 nucleotides. RefSeq names its product protein spire homolog 1-like. Gene Ontology annotation, molecular function: actin binding. Gene Ontology annotation, biological process: establishment of meiotic spindle localization; cleavage furrow formation; actin filament network formation. NCBI's taxonomy places the organism in Eukaryota, Metazoa, Chordata, Actinopteri, Centrarchiformes, Centrarchidae. Bases 18 to 1175 code for a protein of 385 amino acids. The transcript is spliced from 8 exons. Gene Ontology annotation, cellular component: cytoplasmic vesicle membrane; cell cortex. The record is from RefSeq and is a predicted model, not a curated record.